AUGGAGCAAAGUGAACCGGUCUCGAUGGACUCUGAUUUUCCGGCGAAGAAGCUAGCAAGGCAAUUGGACUUUUUCGAGAUGUGUAGAGCGUCAGCAAAUGGGAUACUGUCGGAUCAUCCACAGGCUCAGUUACAGUCUAAAUUGCUAGCAAUGGCACGGCCGCAAGCAACAGCAAAUCAAUCAGUUCCACAGUUGAAAUCGAAUCCACAAGCUCAACCGCAACUGACGCUGGAACAGGUUGUGCCGAUAGCUCCGCAGGUGGCUCAACCGUGGGUGGCGCAUCCAAUGCAGCCCCUAUCCCGGCCGACAUUGCAAGAUAUCAAGACAGAGUCUCCACAAUCACGAAAAAGGUGUAGCACGGAAUUGAAGGAUGGUACUCCAAAGAAACAGAAGCAGUGUAAUUGCAAAAGUUCUCGUUGCUUAAAGUUGUACUGUGAAUGUUUUUCUUCUGGGGUUUAUUGUGCUGGUUGCAAUUGCACAAAUUGUCACAAUAUUGUUGAGUAUGAGGCUACUAGGCAAGAGGCAGUUAGAGCAACCUUAGAGAGAAAUCCAAAUGCAUUCAGACCAAAGAUUGCUAACAGUCCACAUGGAGCAAACGUCGGCAGGGAAGACACAGGUGAGGUUACAAUGGUUGGGAAACACAACAAAGGAUGUAACUGCAAGAAAUCUGGGUGUCUGAAGAGGUAUUGUGAGUGUUUCCAGGCCAACAUUUUGUGCUCUGAAAAUUGUAAAUGCAUGGACUGCAAGAACUUUGAAGGAAGUGAAGAGAGAAAAACUCUUUUUCAUGGUUACCAUGCCAAUGUCAUGGCCUCUAUCCAACAGGAGGCUAAUGCGGCUAUUAAUAGUGCUGUUGGAUAUUCUGUUUUUGGGACGUCUACAGAAACCAAGAGGAGGAAUUAUCGACAACUAAUAUUUGUAUCACGUUCCAAUGAUCAACCUAAUAACAAGAUCGCACAAUUUCAGCGGGAACCUUGUUUGACAUCAUUGGAUGCCUCUGCUUCCCCGGUACGUUUGCCUGGCUCUGCUACUGCAACAGUGUGUGGACCUUCAAAGUCGACAUACAGGUCUCCAUUAUUAGAUGUUCUCCUGGCACAGGAUGUGAAAGGGCUUUGCUCUCUUUUGGUUGUAGUUUCAGCUGAAGUUGCAAAGACACUCGCAGAUAAAAAUCAUACAAUUGAUAAACAAGCAGAGAGAUAUCAGAAUGAAACUUUGGCUGUUUCAUCAAGUCAAGAGAGUAAAAAUUUUCAGAAUGAAGAUGUUCAGAAGUCUAGUGUAAUCCAAGCAGAUAGAGUUCAAAUGGAUGCUUGUGAAUCAGAUGGAGAUGACAUACAAAAUGGAAGGGCAAUCUCUCCUGGGAUGCUUGCAUUGAUGCGUGAUGAACAAGAGUCGAUGUUCGCUGUAGUUGGGUCAUCAGCGGGGGUUGCAGGUUGUUGUGAAAAGACAACUAUGAUGCCUCCUUCGAUGCAGGGCUUCAAUGAGGUUCAUCCAGAACAGGAAAGAAUUGUCUUGACAACGUUCUGGAAUUUUCUUAGCAGACUUAUUACUUGCAGAAGCAUUGAAGAGACAAUGUGUUCGCCAUUAACCAAAGUUAGAAAAGGAAGCCAACAAGAGCUGGGGCAGAAUGGCAUAACAAAAUCUAAAAAUGAAACGAUACACAAAGAACAUAAAGGCAAUGGUAUUGUGAAACCUAUUGUUACAGAUGCAGUUGAAACAUCUCAGGCAGUUCCCACGAUCACUUCUAGUAAUGGUUCGCCUCCAGAGGUUGUAUUGCCACAUGGAAUCAGAAAGGUGCUAACGAAGAUUGAUUCUAGAUAAUAAGAUCAGGAGAUGGUCCAAAGUAUAUAUUAGUGCAGUGUGUUAUAUUUGGCUAUGAAUGAUGGCUGUUUUUGACACAGAUAUAGCAUAAUUUUGCCUCACAUUGUGAGAACUGUUCAUUGCUAGAGCUUUUUUUUUUGGAUGGACACGGUAUAUGCCUCUUCUAUCAAUGAUAAUGCAG
Messenger RNA from Ilex paraguariensis (yerba mate), 1996 nucleotides. Lineage: Eukaryota; Viridiplantae; Streptophyta; Magnoliopsida; Aquifoliales; Aquifoliaceae. The record is from the annotation of a GenBank genome assembly.